Messenger RNA from Amphibalanus amphitrite, 2012 nucleotides. Its product is annotated as zinc finger protein 865-like. The record is from RefSeq and is a predicted model, not a curated record. The transcript has 16 exons. Gene Ontology annotation, molecular function: protein binding. Bases 84 to 2012 code for a protein of 642 amino acids. Gene Ontology annotation, biological process: regulation of transcription by RNA polymerase II. Gene Ontology annotation, cellular component: nucleus. NCBI's taxonomy places the organism in Eukaryota, Metazoa, Arthropoda, Thecostraca, Balanomorpha, Balanidae.
GGCGGCGCUGCGUGGCGAAGGAGGACGCGGCAGCGGCGGCGGCGGCGGCGGAGGCGCAACGGAGGCCUUCCUGCCAUGCAUGCAUGAAAAUGGGGACCGAACAAUUUAGUUUAAAGUGGAACAACCACACCCGCCACCUGGUGGGCGUGUUUGAGUCCCUCCUACAAGCAGAAUCUCUGGUAGACGUUACGCUGUCGUGCGAGGGUCAGAGCCUCAAGGCACACAAACUGGUCCUCUCGGCCUGCUCGCCCUACUUCAAAACACUCUUUCAAGACCACUCAGAGGCACAUCCUAUUGUGAUAUUGAAGGAUGUGAAGUUUGCCGAACUGAGGAGCAUCAUACAAUUUAUGUACAAAGGUGAAGUGGAAGUUGACCAGUCGGAGAUCGAGUCGCUCAUCGGCACCGCCGAGGGACUCAUGAUCCGAGGUCUGGCCGGCUCCCGGUCCACAGUGAGUGGCCUGCAGCUGCGACCACCGACCGGUCACGACCUGACACCGCGCUCAGAGCCAUCAUCCGACCAGGAGCGUAAGAGGCCGCGCUCCGAGCACGACUCGGGCGGCGGCGGCGGCGGGGAGCCGGCGCCCUCGCUGCCGCCCUCCGGGCCGCCCACCACCACCUCCAGCAACGGAGAUGACGGCUCUGUGAUAAAGCGGCCCAAGAUCGAAGACCCCGGCUCCGGCUCCGGCGAGGAGAACAACUCCGUGGACGGCAUGGAAUCGCAGUCGGUGGACACGCCGGCUCAGCUGUGCCAGCCGGAGCUGCUGUCGGAGGAGGCGUCCAGCCACGACCCGCAGCUACAGGCGGCGCUCAGCACCGUCGGCGUCACACCCCAGGGCAUGGCGAUGACGCCGUCCCAGCGGGACGCCAUGCAGCAGCAGAUGCAGAUGCUCCAGGAGUAUAUGAUGCCCAUGCUGAACAACCUCAGCAUGGGGCUCACCAUGCCGGCGCCGGGGGUGGACGUCAUCAGCAACACCCCACAGCUGGCCAAGACGACCAUGUCCGGUCUGAGCUGUAACGUCUGCGCCAUGAUCAUGCCCGAUCUGCCCACCCUGGAGCAGCACCUGCGGAUCCAUGAGGAGGAGAAGCCCUACAAGUGUCUCCAGUGCGGACAGAGGUACAAGUACCAGUCGGCCUACCAGCGUCAUAUCGACAUGAACCACACGGCCCGACUGCCCCAGGAGAAGCCCUACCGCUGCGAGGUCUGCGGACAGUUCUUCAAGUACCUCAAGAGCUUCCACAAACACCGAGCCAAUCAUAGUGCCAUAGACCGUAUUCUGAACACUAGCGACGACAGCGCCACCGGUGGCAUGGCGGAGUUCCCGCGAACUAGCGUUGGGAUGGCGCCACCUCCGCCCACGGUACCUCAGCUGCAGAUACCCGGUCCAGCGGCGUCCUGUCUGACGCCAGAGACCAUGGACGCCACCUACCGGGCCCACCAGGCGGCCCCGGUACCCCCGCCACCGGCACCCCCGCCACCGCCACCGCCACCCCCGGUGCUAGCGGUACCCAGACAGCUUAUCAGCGACAAUAAGGGUCUGUCGCUGAAGGAAGUGAAGGAGGAGUCCAACAGCAUCACCAUCACCGCCAUCAAGACGGAGAGGCCGGACACGCCGCCUGCGGGAGGGUCCCACGAGCCCCAGGGCGCUCCGACGGACCCGGAGGGUCUGGAGCACGCCGCCGCAAUGCAGGGUACUGACUCGCAGACUUUAGACGCGUCUCAGGGCGGUGAAAAGAGCUGGAUCUGUCCCUACUGUCUGAAGGGCUUCAAGGGAAAGGAGAAUCUCAAACUACACAUACGAACUCACACAGGCGAGAAGCCUUACGAGUGUAACGUCUGUUUCCGGCGGUUCGCUCGCGGUGACUACCUCUCCAAGCACAUGGUGACCCACAGUCAGGGGAGCAGUCCUCAGCCGGGUGAUGAGUUCGCCGGGUCACCGCCAGACGGCAGCACCGCAGCCGAGGCGCACGGCGUGGACAGCAGCGACCCCUCGGGGGUCACCGGACCUCAAUGA